AUGUCGCUCGUGCCCGACGAGAAGACGAACUUCCAGUACAUCUUGCGUCUGCUCAACACCAAUGUUGACGGCAAGCAGAAGAUCAUGGUCGCCUUGACCCAGAUCAAGGGUGUUGGUCGCCGUUACUCCAACUUGGUCUGCAAGAAGGCCGAUGUUGACCUCGCCAAGCGCGCCGGUGAGCUCACCACCGAAGAACUCGAGCGUGUGGUCACCAUCCUCCAGAACCCCACCCAGUACAAGAUCCCCACAUGGUUCCUGAACAGACAGCGCGACAUCGCCGACGGCAAGGACUCCCAGGUCGUCUCCAACUCCCUCGACAGCAAGGUCCGUGAGGAUCUCGAGCGUCUCAAGCGUAUCCGCUCCCACCGCGGUCUCCGUCACUACUGGGGUCUGCGUGUGCGCGGUCAGCACACCAAGACCACCGGUCGCCGUGGCCGUACCGUCGGUGUCAGCAAGAAGAAGGGCUAA
Aspergillus chevalieri is the source of this 468-nucleotide messenger RNA. RefSeq names its product 40S ribosomal protein uS13 (gene RPS18). Gene Ontology annotation, molecular function: RNA binding; structural constituent of ribosome. The record is from RefSeq and is a predicted model, not a curated record. Bases 1 to 468 code for a protein of 155 amino acids. NCBI's taxonomy places the organism in Eukaryota, Fungi, Ascomycota, Eurotiomycetes, Eurotiales, Aspergillaceae. Gene Ontology annotation, cellular component: cytosol; small ribosomal subunit; ribosome. Gene Ontology annotation, biological process: translation. The transcript is spliced from 3 exons.